AUGAUCGGUAGCAGUUCAGUAGCCGACUUGCAAGCUCUCUUUGUCCGUGCCCAAGAUCUACACACCCUCGCGGGGACCGGCCAGGAAACAGUCACCCAGAUCAAGGCCCAUGUAGCAUCACUAGAGGGCAUUGCUCCAGAAGAUCAAGUCGUGCUCCUGGCAGGCACGCCCCUAGAGGAUGAGGCUACCCUAGGCCAGUAUGGGGUGGAGGUUCUGACCACUCCGGAAGUAGCUGGCCGCAGGCUUGGAGGUAAAGUCCAUGGUUCCCUGGCCUGUGCUGGGAAAGUAAGAGGUCAGACUCCCAAGGUGGCCAAACAGGAGAAGAAGGAGAAAAGGAAGGGGAGGGACAAAUGGAGGAUGCAGUACAACCGGCAUUUUGUCAAUAUUGUGCUCACCUUGGGCAAGAAGAAGAGCCCCAAUGCCAACUCUUAA
Messenger RNA from Rhinolophus ferrumequinum (greater horseshoe bat), 432 nucleotides. RefSeq names its product ubiquitin-like protein FUBI. Gene Ontology annotation, molecular function: structural constituent of ribosome; protein binding. The coding region runs from base 1 to 432 and encodes 143 amino acids. Lineage: Eukaryota; Metazoa; Chordata; Mammalia; Chiroptera; Rhinolophidae. Gene Ontology annotation, biological process: translation. The record is from RefSeq and is a predicted model, not a curated record. The transcript is spliced from 3 exons. Gene Ontology annotation, cellular component: cytosolic small ribosomal subunit; ribosome.